AGAAAUUUAGUAAUCCUCUGAUAGAGCCCGGGUAUAGGUAAAAUCAAAUUGUUUACAGGUUUAGAAAGUUGCUAAAAGUUGUAAUGAACUGUUUUUAUUAUCUCAUAAUUUUAUUUCAAUUAAUCUUAAUAGUAUCUUCACAAAAUCCUACAGUAGAAAUAGUAAAAACAGAGCCAGCAGCGAACAAAGGAAGAGUAAUAUAUGCGCAAAGAGAUGAAGACGUAACUAUUUGGUGUUACGUUGAAAAUUUAAGGCCUCUGACUAAAGUUAGAUAUCAAAAGACGUCCAAAUCUCCUACUGGAAAAGUUCAGUUAAUAGACAUUUCUGAAAAUGAAAGACCAAAGGAUAACACUAAAUACGCAAUUGAAAAACCAAAAGAUUUUACCUGGCGUUUAAGAAUAAAAUCUACUCAAACGCACGAUUCCGGAGUUUAUUCAUGCUACAUAAGAAUUUCAGAAUAUAAGUCGGAAUUUUCAAAUGUUACACUUAUUGUAUUUUCUAAACCAACUUUUGUUGAUCAUAAAACAACUUCUGAUGCCGAAUAUAAAAAGGAUGAGCACGUUAAAUUACAAUGUACAACUGAAGGUGAUCCUAAACCAUAUAUUGAAUGGACUAGAGUUGGUAAUGCUCUUCUACCGAUAGGAAGAGAAAGGUCUGAGAAUCCGGUUCUUGAUAUUUCAAGGAUACAACCGCAAGAUAGAGGAUUGUACAGAUGUAGAUCUUGGAAUAUGAUGGGAGAAAUAUCCAGACAAAUAGCUGUAGGAGUAUUAUUUCCCCCAGUUAUAGAAGCUUCAUAUUCUAUAGUAAAACAAACAGAGGGUUACCUUAUCGAAUUACAAUGCUUAGUCGAAGUUAAUCCUUCACCCACGACGGCUUAUUGGUUAAAAGAAGAUGGGGAAAUAAUUGCACGGUCUAAUGGAAGAUACGCAGUAAAUACUUUCAAAGGAGCAUUUGGUCACUACACUAUUGAACUCGUUAUUAAUGGAGUAAAAAGUACAGACUACGGAAGUUAUAGUUGUUACGUUACUAACGUUAUUGGCACAGAGCACCAAAGUGUUACUUUAAUUAGAUCUGAUGUACCGAUGCCUUCUUUUAAACAGGGAAAAAUAAUCUCUUCAAGUUCAAUGAUAAAAUCUUCUUAUUUUAUUAUGAUACCCUUGUUUUUAUGUACUUUUUUAUAGUUUGUUAAGAGAAAUACUCCAUGGCAGAAGUAAUAUUGCUUUUGGUCUCCUUUUAGAGUAUCAAGAUUCAUUUUUUUUAGCUUUAAAUCUUAUUAAAUUAGUCUUGAUUAAUAAAUUAUCUAUAUUGUUUU
Molecule: messenger RNA, 1312 nt
Organism: Dimorphilus gyrociliatus
Lineage: Eukaryota; Metazoa; Annelida; Polychaeta; Dinophilidae
Source: the annotation of a GenBank genome assembly